Drosophila novamexicana is the source of this 1709-nucleotide messenger RNA. Its product is annotated as zinc finger protein 569. Lineage: Eukaryota; Metazoa; Arthropoda; Insecta; Diptera; Drosophilidae. The transcript has 2 exons. Gene Ontology annotation, biological process: regulation of transcription by RNA polymerase II. Gene Ontology annotation, cellular component: nucleus. Gene Ontology annotation, molecular function: DNA-binding transcription factor activity, RNA polymerase II-specific; sequence-specific DNA binding; zinc ion binding. The record is from RefSeq and is a predicted model, not a curated record. The coding region runs from base 17 to 1219 and encodes 400 amino acids.
UAUGUAACCCAACGCGAUGUUUAAAUCAGAACGAAAACAAAGCGCGCGCCGCGCACUUGCUAGCACCACAAACGCGACGAGGGCUACGCCUGGCAGAAUGUCGCUGUGUCGGGCAUGCUUGGUCCUGCUCAGUGCCGAGGAUAUAACAUACGAUUUGUACAAGGAAAAGGAUUUGGCGGCCAAGUUUAUUGGUUGCAUGCGAGCUGGAGACGGACUGCGAUUUUUGGGAGCGCCACUCGAAGAAGGCAUGAGUCCUCAGAUUGUGCUUAGAUGCAUCUGCGAUAGCUGCUACCAACUGGUGCAGAGAUUCUAUGAUUUUCAACGUAUGUGCGAGGAGUCCUUCAGUAAUUUCGAAAAACUCCUGUCGGAAGUCAACGUAAAAGUUAACGGAAACAAGUGCAAUCAGGAGGAUAUACCAUCCGAGACGAUUAAAGCCCCACUGGAAGAAGAUGCACAGUCCGGAAAAUUAAUUGUUCAAGUUCAAUCGACUGAGGUUUCCGUCGUCAUGCCGGAGUCAAUUGAAGACAUUGAAGAAGUAUACAUAAUCGAAGAUAAUGCUGUCAAACAAUCUCUUGGGAAGGAAAAAGUUGCGAUCUCUUCACAUCCAGGCGUUGCGAAGCGUCCUUUGGGUCUCAGGCAAAAAAUAGACUGCAACAUUUGUGGACGCGGGUUUUACAAAAUGUCUCUUUAUGAGGCGCACAUGCAAAAGCAUCAAGGGAAGCAGCCUUACAAAUGUCCAGUCGAAGAGUGUGGCAAAGCGUAUUCGCGAGAAAACUUGCUGACCGCGCACUUACAGGAGGUUCACCAGAACCAGAGGACCACAUAUGCCUGCACGCAACCGAACUGCAAUAAAGUCUACAGCGCGCUUCGCAGUCUCAACUAUCAUUUACGGCGCCAACACUUUAAAGAUGUUGAAUCCGACAGCUCCAAGUACAUGUGCGAAAAGUGUGGCAAAUCCUACUGUCGAAAGGCUUUGCUCACGCGCCAUCAAUGGGUGCACAGGAGCAAGGGCGAAUACACUUUUGCCUGCAAGUGCUGCGAACAGCGCUUCUACACAGACCAAAAUCUAAAGGAUCACUUCCUGAGACGUCACAGCCAGAAACCACUGUGGCGCUGCAAGCGAUGUGGACGUAUUUUUGGAUCCCGUGUUGCCUUAGCCGCUCACACAAAAAGUCAUACAAAAGCGAGUCGAUCCUUUGGCAGUAGUAUAAUCAAUUAAAAAUGAGCAGUUCUCAAGUGGCAGAUACCUCAAUUCGGAUCCAUUGACACAAAUAAUCAGUUAUCCGCUUUUAUUUUCAUAUAUAUAUAUAUAUAUAUGAUUUCAGUAACUCUUCAAGCUAACUCAACUUAUGACAAUUUAAAAAGUUAAAUCUUUUGAAAUACUAAAAUUUUUAUAUAUAUAUAUUUAUCGAGUCGAAAAAACUGCUGCAUUAAAAGUAAAUACAUAUAUGUAGUGAGUGGAGUGGGUAUCUGGGAGGUUACUAUAAAAUUAGCUAACAUUCACAUGAUGGCCGGGCCUGCACAAAUUGCUUGAAAUCAGUACACAAAUUGAUGGCAGUAGCCCGCUUACAUACUUCAAAAAUCAUUUAUAAAAAAACAAUUAACUAAAUUUGAUGCUUAAGCUUAAAGAAACAGACGGUCUGAAAAUUACAUACAUAUACCAUUACAUUACAUAUAAUUAAUUUGCUGCAAAAAUUAAAAAAUCCAAU